Messenger RNA from Malaya genurostris, 722 nucleotides. RefSeq names its product double-stranded RNA-specific editase B2-like. Lineage: Eukaryota; Metazoa; Arthropoda; Insecta; Diptera; Culicidae. The record is from RefSeq and is a predicted model, not a curated record. The coding region runs from base 21 to 431 and encodes 136 amino acids. The transcript is spliced from 2 exons.
CCGAAAACGAUGACGUUCCGAUGCUUCACUUGGCCUCCUAUGCCCUGUACAAGCUCUUCAGUGAAUGGCAAGAUGCAGGCUUUGAAAUCCCAGCCAUAAAACCUGUCAAACCCUCGGUGAAACUUACCGAAACCGGUGCUCAUCCGUUGGCACCCAAGGUUCCCAAAACCAAGGGUGAUCUGCCCGAGGAUGCAGCCAAUCGUCAUCCCACGGCACUGCUAGCAUUUAUGCGCCCACAAGUACCGUACGAGGAUCUUGGCUCCAACAACAAUAACGACCCAGCCAAGCGAGAAUUUUCCGUUGGUGUUACGGUCGAUGGUCAACGGUUCAUUGGUAAAGCUCGUUCGAAGAAACUGGCUCGCAAGGAAGCUGCAGCCGCCGCAUGUCGGUCUUUGUUUGAAGUCGCCUUUAUCGAAUCUAGUGCUGCUUAAGUUUUCCAUGACACAACAGUUCUCACCUCUCCUUACGCAAGUUUGUACUUUGUCAUUUUAGUAAGAUUAGGCCGUCUUCGCGGUACCAACAUGUAGCGGUACCAUUAAUACGCGUUCCCCGGCGUUUUACGUCAAGCAACAUCCUUAGGUUUUAGGGACUUUAUUUAAAUUUGAUCCAAUUAUAGAACCGCCCCAUAUAUUUCUGUUCUGUGCAGAAAAGUAAUAACGGACUUAGCAUAUAUUAUUCACUCGAGCUAUAAAUUAUAGGAUUAUCCUAACAGCUAGUUAGUA